AUGGCGGCUCUCGCCUUCAAGGCUCUUAGCUACGGUGCAGAGCAGAUUCCCGACAAGUUUUUUCACAAGAUCCCAGGCGGUUACUUCACUCCACCAGAAGAGAAAAACGCUGGAAAGGAUCGCAAAGACCGUCAGAAAAACGAGACCAGACAACGAUACAGGAGCGAAGAUCACUCUAGCGCGCGCCGCUCACGAAGAGAUUUCAGCCCAGCAGAUCAGUCUGCAGAAGAAUACGAUUACGACCGUGGUUACGAGCAAAGAAAGCAAGAGCGAAGACGUGCAAGGAGUGCUGGAAGAAGUUCUAGCAGAAGUUCAAGUCGAGGCCGACGUCAUAAGCACAGCAGUGACCUUGACGGCUCACAUAGCGAAUCGCAAGAAAUCAUGGCCCAGCCCGACCAAAGACAGCCCUAUUUUCCUCCUCCGCCAACAUCCGAGUACAAGCCCUAUGACCCCCAGCACUAUGGUCCCGGCCAAGAACGCCAGCAAUCAGCAACACCUGCAUACGGAUACUCGCCCCAGGUAAAUAACUUUUCAUCUUUUCGACGUGCGACGCUUGCGACGAUGCCCGAGCAUUCGAUACCGGCGGACACGAGUCGGCCGAUGUUGAAGAGCCGGACACCAUCGACGCCAUCAAGUCCCUUGUUGUCUAAACCUCGUUUCCUUGACAAUAUUUCUCGUCCUUCUCCACUUUCUGCUUCCUUUACCCCGUCAUAUGAGCCGCCUCUUGCAGCUUUGCUUCAGCGUCCACUCACUAACCCCCCGAAGCCAGCACCUUCCUCAACCCGAGGCGUUGAUGCAGACUACAUACAUCAAGAUGCUCAUCGAGGCCACUCUCGACACACUCCCAACGGUGCAUAUAAUGCUGCACCAAUGAGUGAUGCUUCUAUUCCUCCACCACCAGUUGGUUCAAACUCACCCUUGAACCCCUACCACCAUACCGAGUUCGCUGGAUAUCAACCAUCGCCACCGCCAUUCAGCCGUCAACGAUCGAACUCUCAACCUGGCUACAGCCCCACGCCCAACCCACCGUAUCCAGCCUAUGCUCCUCAUGUUGCUCGCGAAGACGUCAUCCAAUAUGCCCCGCCUCCUGUAGACCCCUACCGUAGCCACCGGCACCGUGGCGAACAUGGGCAUAGGAGUCGAGCCAGGUCUGCCGACUCCCACUCCCGUCGCUCCCAUUCUAGCAAAGACCAUGGUCGAGAAGAUUCACGCAUGGCUAAAGUGCGUGGUAGAUUCGACAGCAUGGACCUUCGCGAGAAAGGGCUUGCGGCGUCAGUGGGAGGAGCAGCGGCAGGUGCGCUCGGCGCCCGACAACUGGCCACGCGCUCAAGGAGCCGAAGCGACCGCCGUUCUGCAUCCCGUUCUCGCUCCCGCUCACACACUCGGCCCCAUGACCGCGAGGACCGCAACAACAACAAAGGCACUGGUCUCCGCGCUAGAAGCCGUAGUAUUAUCGACCGCUUCCGCUCUAAAUCCCGUGGUGCAGAGUAUCGCGAGGAGGAGCGACGAAGAGAUGAGCGUAGUGAGCGUUCCGGAGACGACAAUAGGCGCGAUCGCCGCCCUGACCGUGGAUACGACUAUGGUCGCGAUGACGAGUACGAGGACGAAUACGACUAUUUUAGCAGCGAUGACGAGGGUAACGGGUCCCCGGUUAAGACGAGGAGGCAUCGGAGGAGGGACUAUUGA
Messenger RNA from Bipolaris oryzae ATCC 44560, 1686 nucleotides. RefSeq lists its product as uncharacterized. Lineage: Eukaryota; Fungi; Ascomycota; Dothideomycetes; Pleosporales; Pleosporaceae. The record is from RefSeq and is a predicted model, not a curated record. The transcript is spliced from 3 exons. Bases 1 to 1686 code for a protein of 561 amino acids.